CUUUCUUAGAUCGCGCCCUCUGCACUUGUGUGGAUCCCCAACCGUGGAACCCUCAUGCCGAGCUCUUGUAUCGUCCCAGUGCUUUCACCUGCAAAAUGAGCCAAACUUUGCUGCAGUACCUUUCUGUUGCCCUUCCAGCAAUACCAGUUGGAGGUACUGCACCAUCUCGUAACACCUCUAACCCCCGAUAUGAUGCCGAAGAUAUCACCCAAAUUGUGUCUUGGACAGACUUCAAUUACUCUACAAUCAUCCAACACUAUGGCCUUGUAUUAAAUACAAGGCAAAUCCGCCGUGACCCGUUCUUAUCUCCUCCUGCUUUUAUUAGAGAUGAACCUUACUUCCAUACCCGAUUCGCCGAGUUGGUUGUGCCUCGUAUUAGACGUGCACUGCGUGCUGGGUUCGAGCAACUCGCACCAGAGCUACCGGCCCGCCGACUUUCACCAGUUACCUUCGAUGGAGGAAGCGCGGCUGAUAUCAUCGAUCAGUUCCGUCCAGAUACCGCAUACGUCGUAGUCGGAAGCGGAACCUCGAACGCUAAUCGCGCCCCCGGUGAUUUGAAAGUAUCUUGGAAAUGGCAGUCUCCAUGGCGAAGCUCUCAAGACCCAAUACUCCACCGAGAGUACAAGCAAGCUCUGUCUCAGGUUAAUUUCUAUAUGGAUCAGCAUACCGCCAGGCAUGGGUUUAUCCUAACAAAUACGGAACUUAUUGCCGUUAAGCGAUUGGACAGAAACGGCCGCUUGGCUGUCUCCACGGCGAUCCCGUGGGCGGUGGGAGGCGAAGGACAAUUGUCUGUACUUCUGGCUUUAUGGUAUAUUGGUAUGCUUGCGGCAGAGGAGGAUAAUUGGGCUCUGGUUGUCUGAACAG
This is a messenger RNA of Aspergillus piperis CBS 112811, 864 nucleotides long. RefSeq lists its product as uncharacterized. Lineage: Eukaryota; Fungi; Ascomycota; Eurotiomycetes; Eurotiales; Aspergillaceae. The transcript has a single exon. The record is from RefSeq and is a predicted model, not a curated record. The coding region runs from base 96 to 860 and encodes 254 amino acids.